Messenger RNA from Penicillium olsonii, 981 nucleotides. Lineage: Eukaryota; Fungi; Ascomycota; Eurotiomycetes; Eurotiales; Aspergillaceae. The record is from the annotation of a GenBank genome assembly.
AUGGGUGCCAACAUGAUCAAGCAAGCCUGUGGAUGUAUCGGACGUUUUUGCUUAUGCGGCCGACGUAGCAGCAGGGCUAAUGGCAGUCCCAUACCACUACAACCAACCACCUCAGCACAAGGAGACAACCCAGCACCAGUGGCCACCCCAGCACCAGUGGCCACCCCAGCACCAGUGGCCACCCCAGCACCAGUGGCCACCCCAGCACCAGGAGCCACCCCAGCACCAGGAGCCACCCCAGCACCAGGAGCCACCCCAGCACCAGGAGCCACCCCAGCACAAACUGCAGAACAAGCAGAAGAAGCAGCCGCCUUAGUCAAGUAUCACGCAGCUGGAAAGCGCUACCAGGCAUGCAUCGAGAAUGCCGCUGCUCCAGACUGCCCAGUACAACCUAUCAAACUGACAUGGAAGCAAGUUCAAGAUAGAUAUGCUGCGAGCUCUAAGCCAAUGACGGGUGGUUUCACAACGCCAUUUUUGGACGGCGGUGAUCCCGCCCCAGCAAAUAUCUCUACAAAAGCAACCGACUAUCAAUACAUGGACCUCGAACUACUGGAUACAAAUGUUGGUGAGUUCUUCUCACAGUACCAUUGCAAGGGUACCAUCAUUGUUGACUUUAUGAAUCGAGUGGACGGUCCUCAUUGGAACGAGAUCGCCACGGCUAUGUACGAAAACGACCUUAAGCAAAGCAUCACCACUCUUAAGAACAUUGUGUUUUCGAACGUCGUGAAUGACGAGACAUUGCCAUAUGUGAGUGAAAUACUUUACCCUAGGCUAGGUAUGAAGUGGUCAGAUGCGGACGGUAAGCCAUGCAAGAAGUUGGUAAGCGGUACUCGGGAAUACGAGGAACUUUUGGGAACAGCUUUGGGUAAGUCGGCUGCCGCUCUUGUGAUCACGGCAUUCCCAAGAGGAACGAAGAAGAUCAGCCAUAUUGUUACUUGGGUAGAAGCCGGGAAACUCCAAGUCCGGCUCGAGAUCGCAUAG